This is a messenger RNA of Saprolegnia parasitica CBS 223.65, 554 nucleotides long. RefSeq lists its product as hypothetical. NCBI's taxonomy places the organism in Eukaryota, Oomycota, Saprolegniomycetes, Saprolegniales, Saprolegniaceae. Bases 1 to 474 code for a protein of 157 amino acids. The transcript has a single exon. The record is from RefSeq and is a predicted model, not a curated record.
AUGGCCGUGAGCAGCAUGCACAACAACCCGCUCUACAAGUACACGCUCUUCCACAUGAAGCGGCGGCCGUCGCCGUUCUUGAGCGCCACGACACCGUUCUUAGAGCCGCCGCGCAUGACGACGACGUCGUCGUCCUUCCUCGACCGACCGGCGCGCACCGGCGACGCAAGCAUGGCCGCCAUCAUGUACCCGACGCGCUCGUGCAUGUGGAUCCGCGGCAGCCCCGUGUGCAUCCGGUGGAGCGUGCUCGACGACCGCAUCGGCAGCGUCCGCAUCGAGCUCUGCCAGUGGGGCUCGAGCGCCAUGACGACCAUUGCAACCCACGCGCCCAACACGGGCUGCUUCGUCUACUCCAAGGUGCCAUGGGGCGUCAUCGGCCACAACUUUUACAUUCGCAUCACCGCGGCCGAGCACGACGACCGGUUCGUCGUGAGCGAAUACUUUAGCAUCGGCAACCCGCGCCAAGGCUGGUAGCCGCCCCUUAUCUACGACGUUCUCUCUCGCAUUUUAACUUAACGAUCCCAUAUCAUGUUAAUAACAUAUCUAUACUCGCG